This is a messenger RNA of Saitoella complicata NRRL Y-17804, 1358 nucleotides long. Its product is annotated as chorismate synthase. Gene Ontology annotation, cellular component: cytosol. NCBI's taxonomy places the organism in Eukaryota, Fungi, Ascomycota, Saitoellomycetes, Saitoellales, Saitoellaceae. Gene Ontology annotation, biological process: aromatic amino acid biosynthetic process; chorismate biosynthetic process. The record is from RefSeq and is a predicted model, not a curated record. The transcript has 2 exons. Gene Ontology annotation, molecular function: chorismate synthase activity; FMN binding. The coding region runs from base 7 to 1305 and encodes 432 amino acids.
CUCAAGAUGUCUACCUUCGGAGAACUUUUCCGCGUUACCACCUACGGAGAGUCCCAUUGCAAGAGUGUCGGCUGCAUCAUCGAUGGUUGCCCGCCGGGAAUGGCCUUGACCGAGCAGGAUGUCCAGGUUCAGCUCACCAGGCGCAGGCCUGGACAGUCUGCCUUGACUACUCCUCGAGAUGAAAAGGAUCGCGUCGAGAUUCAGUCUGGAACUGAGUUCGGUGUCACCCUCGGUACGCCCAUCGGAAUGCUCGUCAAGAACGAAGACCAGAGGCCUCACGACUACGGAGGCAAGACUACGGACAUAUACCCCCGACCCAGUCACGCUGACUGGACUUACCUCUGCAAAUACGGUGUCAAGGCUUCCUCCGGUGGAGGUCGUUCUUCCGCUCGUGAGACCAUCGGCCGUGUCGCCGCUGGUGCCGUUGCUGAGAAGUAUUUGAAGGAGGCGCAUGGUGUCGAGAUAGUCGCUUUCUCCUCAUCCGUCGGAAAGGUUCACAUGCCCACCAGCAACACCGCCACUUCCUCCGACGACGACUUGUCUGCCGAUGAUGCCGAUGAGAACGUCCCCGAGAUUUCUGAGGAGUACUUGAAGCUGUUGCAGACUGUGAACAGAGAACAAGUCGAUGCCUCUAUCGUCAGGUGUCCGGAUGCUGAGACUACGGAGAGGAUGAAGGCACGUAUCGAGCGCGCAAAGGCAAAGAACGACUCUAUCGGUGGUACCGUCACAUGUGUCAUCCGCAACUGCCCCGUCGGCCUCGGUGAACCCGCCUUCGACAAACUCGAGGCUAAGCUUGCUCACGCCAUGCUCUCCAUCCCCGCCACUAAGGGUUUCGAGAUCGGAUCCGGAUUCUUGGGUGCCGAGAUGCCUGGCCACAAGCACAACGACCCUUACGUCGCUGGCCCCAACGGUACUCUCCGCACGAAGACCAACAACUCUGGUGGUAUCCAGGGUGGUAUCUCUAACGGUGAGAACAUCUACUUCAAGGUUGCGUUCAAGUCCGUUGCUACCAUUGGUCGCGAGCAGACUACUGCUACCUACGACGGUGCGGAGGGUGUCUUGGCCGCCAAGGGGCGUCACGACCCAUGUGUCGUUCCCCGUGCCAUUGCUAUCGUUGAGUCUAUGGCUGCUCUGGUCGUCAUGGACGCGCUCAUGAUUCAGCACUCCCGUCAGGCUGCACGAUCGCUCCUUCCCCCAUUGAAGACCAACUUGCCAUCAUCUGCUACCAUCGUCGGUGGAGCCAAGGCUGAGGAGAGCGUUCGCAAGCAGGAGGAGGGCACCAACACCGAUGGUACUCCUCUUUAAAUUGAUAGAGAAGCAAGGAUAUCUUGGAGUUUUUGGGUGAUUUAAUAUUUAGG